AUGGUGGACUACUACGAGGUGCUGGGCGUGCCCCGGCAGGCCUCCACAGACGCCAUCAAGAAGGCGUACCGCAAGCUGGCGCUCAGGUGGCACCCUGACAAAAACCCCGGCGACAAGGAGGAGGCGGAAAGGAGGUUCAAGCAGGUGGCCCAGGCCUACGAGGUGCUGUCGGACGCCGGAAAACGCGACAUCUACGACCGCUAUGGCGAGGCCGGAAUGGACGAUGGCGGCUACCCAGGAGGCCGCCCCUGCCAGGACGAGUUCGUCUUCACCUUCCGCGACCCCGCCGACGUCUUCAGGGACUUCUUCGGCGGCCGCGACCCUUUCGCCUUUGACUUCUUCGGAGACCCGCUGGACGUUUUGGGGGGCCGGAGACGCUCCCGCAGAAGCAGAUUCAGGGACUCGGAGCCCCUCUUCUCCACCUUCGCUGCAUUUCCAGCUUUCGAUGAUGACUUUUCUUUUAGCAGAGGAUUCACGUGCUUCGGCUCCCUGGGAAAUGAAGGCCUUUCCUCCUUCUCCAUGUCCUGUCGCAAUGGUGGGACGGGCAGUUUCAAGUCCAUGUCCACGUCCACGGAAAUAGUCAAUGGCAAAAAAGUCACCACCAAGAGAAUCGUUGAGAACGGCCAGGAGAGGGUGGAAGUGGAGGAAGAUGGACGGUUAAAGUCCCUGGUGAUCAAUGGCAGAGAGCGCUUGCUACACAUGGACCCAAGCAAUGCCCACUGA
Molecule: messenger RNA, 723 nt
Organism: Castor canadensis (American beaver)
Lineage: Eukaryota; Metazoa; Chordata; Mammalia; Rodentia; Castoridae
Product: dnaJ homolog subfamily B member 3-like
Molecular function (GO): Hsp70 protein binding
Source: RefSeq, a predicted model, not a curated record